AUCAAUAACUCCAUGUGUGCAGCAGGGAGCUGCGCCGGAGCCCUGGGUCCAGCGGGAGGGGGGGGAAGCGCCGUCAGCCCGACCCUCCCCUCCUCGGAGCUGUCAUCAGCCGCACGGAAAACCCUUCCCAAGUUACUGAGCCUGAAUCCUGCAGGAUCCGCCGGGGCGGCAGCAUGGCACAGCCCUGCCCGGUGCCCAGCGCCAGCCCUCCAUGGCAGGACACGGCCCCGGGGCCACAAACCCACCCCAGGGACAAGUGGAGCAAAAAGAUGGAUUUCCUGCUCUCGGUCGUCGGGUUCGCUGUGGAUCUGGGCAACGUGUGGCGGUUCCCUUACAUCUGCUACCAGAACGGAGGGGGAGCCUUCCUCAUCCCAUACACGCUGAUGGCUGUUUUCGGAGGGGUUCCCCUCUUCUACAUGGAGCUGGCGCUGGGGCAGUUCCACAGGACCGGCGCCAUCCCCAUCUGGAAGCGCAUCUGCCCCAUCUUUAAAGGCAUCGGCUUUUCCAUCUGCAUCAUUGGCCUCUACGUCUCCUUCUACUACAACACCAUCAUCGCCUGGGCUCUCUACUACCUGUGCUCGUCCUUCUCGGGCUCCCUGCCCUGGGCCAGCUGCGACAACCCCUGGAACACACCCGACUGCACCAACUACUUCGGGAGGAGCAACGUGACCUGGACCAACUUCUCCAGGUCCCCCGCUGAAGAGUUCUACACGAGGAAGGUCCUGGAGGUCCAGAAGUCCGGGGGUCUGUAUGAUGUGGGGGGGAUCCGCUGGCAGCUGCUGCUCUGCCUGUUCCUCAUCUUCACCAUCGUCUACUUCAGCCUGUGGAAAGGGGUGAAAACCUCUGGGAAGGUGGUGUGGGUGACGGCCACGCUGCCCUACGUUGUCCUCCUCAUCCUGCUGGUCCGAGGGGCCACCCUGCCCGGGGCAUGGAGAGGGGUCCUCUUCUACCUGCGCCCGGACUGGGGCAAGCUCCUGAGCACUGCGGUUUGGGUGGAUGCUGCCGCGCAGAUCUUCUUCUCCCUGGGCCCCGGGUUCGGUGUCCUUCUCGCUCUGGCCAGUUACAACCCCUUCCACAACAACUGCUACCGGGACGCGCUGGUAACCAGCGCAGUGAACUGCCUCACCAGCUUCCUCUCGGGCUUCGUCAUCUUCACCGUGCUGGGCUACAUGGCUGAGAUGAGGGACGUGGAGGUGGAGGAUGUCGCCAGAGACAAAGGGCCCAGCCUCCUUUUUAUCACCUACCCUGAAGCGAUCGCCAACAUGGUGGGAUCCACCUUCUUUGCCAUCAUCUUCUUCGUGAUGAUGAUAACGCUGGGGCUGGACAGCACGUUCGGGGGCUUGGAGGCCGUGAUCACGGCCGUGAUGGACGAGUACCCGCAGGUCCUGGCUGGGCGACGGGAGCUCUUUGUGCUCGGCCUCAUCACCGUGUGCUUCCUGGGCUCCCUGAGCACCCUCACCUACGGGGGAGCCUACGUGGUGAAGCUGCUGGAGGAGUUUGGAGCUGGCUGCUCCAUCCUGGCCGUGGUGCUCCUGGAAACCAUCGCUGUGUCCUGGGUUUAUGGGAUACAGAGGUUCUCCCACGAUGUGAAAGCCAUGCUGGGCUUCACCCCGGGGGUCUUCUGGAAGGUGUGCUGGGUGGCCAUCAGCCCGGCCCUGCUGGCGUUCAUAGUGAUCAGCUCCCUCCUGGACCAGCCGCCGCUGACCCUCUUUGAGUAUCAGUACCCUGAGUGGAGCAUCUCAGUGGGGUACCUCAUAGCAGCAUCGUCCUUCAUCUGCAUCCCCCUCUACAUGGUGUACAAGCUCGUCUGGACACCGGGGUCACUCAAGCAGCGCCUCGCUGUCUGCCUCUGGCCGGAGAAAGCCGCAGGAGCGCCGCAGGCAGAGGCCGUGCCCAUGUCUCCUGUGCUGUAACCCGGCGGCACGUCCAGGGGAUGCAGAGACUGCCCCGGCCUCCUGCCCCUGCCCUGCGUGAGCCAUGGGGCAGGCACAAGAGCCGCUGCCAUCGCCCUGCUCACACCAAACCGCCCCCCCGCGUCUCCCCUGGUGCCGCUCUCAGGUCCACAGCAGGGACCACGGGGCCCACCGCUGGCUCCCAUGGGCUGGAAGUGAAGAGGCCAAAGGAGCUCC
Molecule: messenger RNA, 2129 nt
Organism: Pezoporus occidentalis (night parrot)
Lineage: Eukaryota; Metazoa; Chordata; Aves; Psittaciformes; Psittacidae
Product: sodium-dependent serotonin transporter-like
Exons: 13
Coding region: 174-1913 (579 amino acids)
Biological process (GO): serotonin uptake; sodium ion transmembrane transport
Cellular component (GO): neuron projection; plasma membrane
Molecular function (GO): serotonin binding; serotonin:sodium:chloride symporter activity
Source: RefSeq, a predicted model, not a curated record